Molecule: messenger RNA, 3012 nt
Organism: Macrosteles quadrilineatus (aster leafhopper)
Lineage: Eukaryota; Metazoa; Arthropoda; Insecta; Hemiptera; Cicadellidae
Gene: Nadsyn
Product: glutamine-dependent NAD(+) synthetase
Exons: 17
Coding region: 249-2438 (729 amino acids)
Biological process (GO): NAD+ biosynthetic process
Cellular component (GO): cytoplasm
Molecular function (GO): NAD+ synthase (glutamine-hydrolyzing) activity; glutaminase activity; ATP binding
Source: RefSeq, a predicted model, not a curated record
GUUUCAGUUCUUGGUUUUAUUCGUCGUCUGUUGUCUUUUCUUUCAAACCAAACCUAUACCAAUACAUACAUUUUUAUCUACCAUCUACCUACAAAUAAAACUAGUUGUUACCACUUUGAUGAAGCCGGUAACUUAGUCUACUUAGGCCUUAUUACUCUAGUGCUCUGAUAUCUUACAUAAAAAUACUGACAUUUUAGAAAAUAACUUAUCGUAUUCGGCCAAAAGUUUAUGAGUGACAGCCUAUAAUUAUGGGGCGUAAAGCAACGUUAGCGGCCUGUACACUUAACCAGUGGUCUCUGGACUUUGAGGGAAAUUUGAGUCGCAUUCUUCAGAGCAUCCAGACUGCCAAAGAGGCAGGAGCAACUUAUAGAAGUGGGCCUGAACUUGAGAUAUGCGGAUAUCACUGUGAGGAUCACUUCCUAGAGGGAGACACUCUACUCCACUCCUGGGAAGUACUAUUAGAACUUGUCAUCAGUCCGAUCUGCAAAGACAUCAUCGUAGAUGUAGGAAUGCCUGUCAUGCAUAAAAACGCUACCUACAAUUGCAGAGUCAUCUUUCUGAACAGGAAACUAUUGCUCAUCCGUCCCAAGUUGCUGAUGUGUGAUACUGCAGGAUAUCGGGAGACUCGCUGGUUCACUGCAUGGAGGAAGUUGCGAGAGACGGAAGACUACUAUUUACCCAGAAUGAUCCAAACGUAUACAGGCCAGUCUGUAGUUCCUUUCGGGGAUGCCGUCAUAGCUACUAAAGACACGUGCAUCGGAUAUGAAAUUUGUGAAGAGCUGUGGAAUCCUUUUAGUUCCCAUAUUCCAUUGUCGGUGGAUGGUGUGGAAAUCAUAGUCAAUGGCUCAGGUUCUUACAUGGAACUUCGGAAAACCAACACGACGGUAGAUCUAGUCAAAUCUGCCACUUACAAGGCUGGUGGCUGCUACUUGUACAAUAAUUUCCGAGGGUGCGAUGGUCAGAGGGUGUUCUUUUACGGCUGCUCGUGCAUUGCACUCAACGGAGAAAUCAUCGCCAGGAGUCAACAAUUCAGUCUACAGGAGGUGGAGGUGACAGUUGCGACCAUAGAUUUGGAAGAUAUCCGAACCUAUCGUAACUUCUGGAGGUCUAGGUGCACUCUUAGCGGCAGUGCUAAGGCUUAUCCACGGAUUGUUGUGGACUUCUCGUUAUCUUCCACGGGCCCAGCCAGUGCUACAAGUAUGACAAGUCAGCCAAUAGUCUGGCAAUACCACAGUCCAGAGGAGGAAAUAGCUCUGGCACCAGCGUGUUGGCUAUGGGACUAUCUCAGGAGGUCUGGCCAGGGAGGCUACUUUCUGCCGCUGAGUGGAGGAGUGGACUCCUCGGCUGUGGGGUGUGUCGUACACUCUAUGUGUAGGAUGGUGGUUACAGCUUGUGCGGCCGGAGAAGCCCAAGUGUUGGCAGACGUUCGUAAGAUGGUGUGUGAUGCUGACUACAUUCCUCGUGAUGCCAGAGAGUUGUGUGGCCGUUUGCUGUUCACCUGCUACAUGGCGACACAGAACUCUUCCUCGGAGACCAAACACAGAGCGAAAACCCUGGCUAACCAGCUUGGCAGUUACCAUACGGAGAUAGGUAUAGACGGAGCAGUGUCAGCCUGUUUAUCCAUUUUCUCUCUAGUCACAGGGAUGAAGCCUCAAUUUGCAGUUCAUGGAGGUUCUGCAAGAGAAUCACUGGCAAUGCAGAACAUUCAAGCAAGAUUGCGCAUGGUGCUAUCCUACCUGUUUGCACAACUAAUGUUGUGGGCCAAGAGUCGUUCAGGAGGUCUUCUGGUAUUAGCCUCGGCCAACGUAGACGAGUCUCUACGAGGCUACAUGACUAAGUACGACUGUUCCUCUGCGGAUGUCAACCCCAUCGGCGGCAUCUCCAAAACUGACCUCAAAAAGUUCCUUGUUUAUGCCAAAGAUAAAUACAACUUACCAGUGUUGGAAGACAUCAUGUCAGCCGCUCCCACUGCUGAGCUAGAGCCGCUAGCUGAUGGAAGGAUCACACAGACAGACGAGCAGGACAUGGGCAUGACGUAUGAUGAACUGUCUGACUUUGGCAGACUGAGGAAGUUCAACAGGUGCGGGCCGUACUCCAUGUUCUGCAAACUGGUCUCUACGUGGUGCGAUCGCUGCACACCUUCUGAGGUAGCUGAAAAGGUGAAGCAUUUUUUCCGGUGCUACGCCAUCAACCGGCACAAGAUGACGGUGCUAACUCCCAGUGUUCAUAUGGAAGGCUACACUCCAGAUGACAACCGGUUCGAUCACCGACCAUUCCUGUACAAUGUCACUUGGAACUGGCAGUUUAGAGCCAUCAAUGAGCAGCUGCAGCAGUUGACUGCUACGACAGAUCUUUUGGACAAAACCAAUAAGACAACACCCAAAUCUCGCUUCAGCAAACUUAUUGAUCCCAAUAGUAAACCAGGAGUUGUAGUCUAACCAAUCGCAAGUCACAAGUCUAGCCAAAUCUGCCAAGAAUAGAACCACGGCAGUCCACAAAGUAGUGUCAAGAAGCUAUGAACAUCACUGUUUAGCUCUAAAUACUGUUGUUAAUAUGUAUCACUUAUCUUUUUUAGGAAAUGGUUAUGAACAAUAUGUUGAUUAAUUAGAUAUAUAUACCAUAGAGAAAUAUUUUUCUAGCCUAGGGUUAGAGUUUGUUGUGCCUCUGAUUUUAAUAUUGUGUUAAUAUAUUUAAUUAAACAUAACUCAAACUGCAAUUUAAAUAUUGAAAAUUAUAUAUAAGUUUUUCUAAACUUUUUUUGUUAUAUAUGUAAAUGUUUUGACUGUUUGGUUACUAUUAAGUUUAUUUUAUAACAGCACACUGCUGAAAUUUUAAAGUUGUCAAACUACGUUCCAUACCAAAUAAAUAAAGUAGUUUUAUAAUUUGACUUUUUUUACUUAUUGCCUAAAAAACCACAGUUUAAGUAUUGUGUACUGUAUAAAGUGAAUUGAGUAAAAAACAUUGAGUCAAAGUUUACUGAUAGACAAUAGACAAUAGACAAUUUCUUUAUUA